AGUGCCACACCUGCCUUGUACAUUUUAAGUCCUUUUAAUCUGUUUAGAAGAAUAGCUAUUAAAAUUUUGAUACAUUCAGUAUUUAGCAUGAUCAUUAUGUGCACUAUUUUGACCAACUGUGUAUUCAUGACUUUUAAUAACCCGCCCGAAUGGUCCAAGAAUGUGGAGUAUACAUUCACUGGUAUUUAUACAUUUGAAUCACUUGUGAAAAUUAUUGCAAGAGGUUUCUGUAUAGAUGGCUUUACUUUCCUACGCGAUCCAUGGAACUGGCUAGAUUUCAGUGUGAUCAUGAUGGCGUAUAUAACAGAGUUUGUAAACCUAGGCAAUGUUUCAGCUCUGCGCACUUUCAGGGUUCUGAGAGCUUUGAAAACUAUUUCUGUAAUUCCAGGCUUGAAGACCAUUGUGGGUGCCCUAAUUCAGUCUGUGAAGAAGCUGUCGGAUGUAAUGAUCUUGACAGUGUUUUGUCUCAGUGUCUUUGCUCUGAUCGGGUUGCAGCUGUUUAUGGGCAAUUUAAGGAACAAGUGCGUGAUAUGGCCAAUUAAUGUGAACGAGACUUUGCUGGAUAACGGCUCUAGGGGCUUUGACUGGGAGGAAUACACCAACAAUAUGUCAAAUUUUUACAUAAUUCCUGGCGCCCCUGAUCCUUUGCUCUGUGGUAACAGCUCAGAUGCAGGUCAAUGUCCGGAGGGUUACACGUGCAUGAAAGCAGGACGGAACCCGAACUAUGGUUACACAAGCUUUGACACUUUCAGCUGGGCUUUUCUGGCUUUAUUUCGCCUUAUGACUCAGGACUUUUGGGAAAACUUGUAUCAAUUAACCUUACGAGCAGCAGGAAAAACCUACAUGAUUUUCUUUGUCUUGGUGAUCUUUGUGGGAUCGUUCUAUCUGGUUAAUCUAAUUUUGGCUGUGGUCGCUAUGGCUUACGAAGAGCAGAACCAGGCCACGCUGGAGGAGGCAGAGCAGAAAGAGGCAGAAUUUAAGGCCAUGUUAGAACAAUUGAAAAAGCAGCAGGAAGAAGCACAGGCCGCUGCUAUGGUCACUUCGGCAGGGACGGUCUCUGAAGAUGCUGUGGAGGACGAUGGCGGGGGGAGGAUGUCUCGGAGCUCUUCGGAGAUUUCCAAACUCAGUUCCAAGAGUGCCAAGGAGCGUCGGAACAGGAGGAAAAAACGGAAGGACAAAGAACUGUCGGAAGGAGAGGAGAAGUGUGACAAUGAAAAGGUGUUCAAGUCCGAAUCUGAGGACGGCAUGAGGAGGAAGGCAUUCAGGCUACCAGAUAACAGGCUAGGAAGGAAAUUUUCCAUCAUGAACCAGUCUCUCCUCAGUAUCCCAGGCUCCCCUUUUCUCUCCCGACACAAUAGCAAGAGCAGCAUCUUCAGCUACAAAGGGCGAUUUCGUGACCCGGGUUCGGAGAACGAGUUUGCCGAUGACGAGCACAGCACAGUGGAGGAAAGCGAAGGCAGGAGGGACUCCCUCUUCAUCCCCAUCCGCGGUCGCGACCGAAGGAGCAGCUACAGCGGCUAACACCUUUUUGGCAGCCGGUCCUCGCGGAUUUUCCCCAACCUCCGGCGAAAUGUGAAGAGGAACAGCACGGUGGAUUGUAACGGCGUGGUGUCCCUCAUCGGUGGCCCACCUUCCAGCAUGCCUGGGGGACGCCUUCUGCCUGAGGUGAAAAUAGAUAAGGCAGCUACCGAUGACAGUGGUACCACUGAAAUCGAAAUUCGAAAGAAACCUGGUGGGUCUCUCUUGGUCUCAAUGGAUCAGGUGAACGCAUCCUAUGGAAGAAAGGACCGAACCAACAGUGUGAUGACCGGGUUGACAAAUACCCUUGUUGAGGAGCUGGAGGAGUCCCAGAGGAAGUGUCCCCCUUGCUGGUACAAAUUUGCCAACACGUUCUUGAUCUGGGAAUGCCACCCGUACUGGAUGAAGCUGAAGGAGAUAGUGAACUUAAUUGUCAUGGAUCCUUUUGUUGAUUUGGCCAUCACCAUCUGUAUUGUGCUGAACACUUUGUUCAUGGCAAUGGAGCACCAUCCUAUGACCCCAGAGUUUGAACAUGUGCUCUCCGUAGGAAAUCUGGUUUUCACUGGAAUUUUCACAGCAGAAAUGUUCCUGAAGCUCAUCGCCAUGGAUCCCUACUAUUAUUUCCAAGAAGGCUGGAACAUCUUUGAUGGAUUUAUUGUCUCCCUCAGCUUAAUGGAACUGAGUCUAGCAGAUGUGGAAGGACUUUCUGUGCUGCGAUCUUUCCGAUUGCUGAGAGUCUUCAAACUGGCCAAGUCCUGGCCCACUCUGAACAUGCUGAUAAAAAUCAUCGGUAACUCAGUGGGUGCUUUGGGGAACUUGACCUUGGUGCUAGCCAUCAUCGUGUUCAUCUUUGCUGUGGUGGGCAUGCAGCUCUUCGGCAAAAGCUACAAGGAGUGCGUCUGCAAGAUCAAUCCGGACUGUGAGCUACCCCGCUGGCACAUGAACGAUUUCUUCCACUCCUUCCUUAUUGUCUUCCGUGUGUUGUGUGGGGAAUGGAUUGAGACCAUGUGGGAUUGUAUGGAAGUAGCAGGACAGGCCAUGUGCUUGAUUGUCUUCAUGAUGGUCAUGGUCAUCGGAAAUUUAGUGGUGCUGAACCUGUUCUUGGCCUUGCUACUGAGCUCCUUCAGCGCAGACAACUUAGCAGCAACAGAUGAUGACGGGGAGAUGAACAACCUGCAGAUUUCUGUUAUUCGCAUCAAGAAAGGCAUUGCCUGGACCAAGGCAAAAGUGCGUGAGUUCAUGCAGGCUCAUUUCAAGCAGAGAGAGGCAGAUGAGGUCAAACCCUUGGACGAAUUGUAUGACAGGAAGGUGAACUGCAUCGCUAACCAUACAGGGGCUGAUAUCAACAGGGACAUUGAUUAUCAGAAGAAUGGCAAUGGCACGACGAGUGGAAUUGGGAGCAGUGUGGAGAAGUACAUAAUAGAUGAAGAUCACAUGUCCUUCAUCAACAACCCCAAUCUCACUGUCCGGGUACCUAUUGCUGUAGGUGAAUCGGAUUUUGAAAAUCUCAACACAGAAGAUUUCAGCAGUGAUACAGAUCCUGAUGGCAGCAAAGAGAAACUUGAUGAUACCAGCUCCUCUGAAGGUAGCACCAUUGAUAUAAAGCCUGAAGUGGAAGAAGUCCCUGUGGAGGCACCAGAGGAGUAUCUGGACCCAGAUGCAUGCUUCACAGAAGGUUGUAUGCAGCGCUGUAAAUGUUGUCAGGUCAAUAUUGAGGAAGGGCUGGGGAAGUCCUGGUGGACCUUGAGGAAGACUUGUUUUCUGAUUGUGGAACAUAACUGGUUUGAGACUUUCAUCAUCUUCAUGAUCCUACUGAGCAGUGGUGCUCUGGCUUUUGAGGAUAUUUACAUAGAACAGAGAAAAACCAUCCGGACCAUUCUGGAGUACGCGGACAAGGUCUUCACUUACAUUUUCAUCCUGGAGAUGUUGCUGAAAUGGUGUGCUUACGGAUUCGUCAAGUUCUUCACUAACGCCUGGUGCUGGCUGGAUUUCCUCAUUGUGGCUGUCUCUUUAGUCAGCCUUAUAGCUAAUGCCCUGGGCUACUCGGAACUAGGUGCCAUAAAGUCCCUUAGGACACUAAGAGCUUUGAGGCCUUUAAGAGCGUUGUCCCGAUUUGAGGGGAUGAGGGUGGUUGUCAACGCCUUGGUUGGCGCUAUCCCUUCCAUUAUGAAUGUGUUGUUGGUCUGCCUUAUCUUCUGGCUGAUUUUCAGCAUUAUGGGGGUUAACCUGUUUGCCGGGAAAUAUCAUUACUGCUUUAAUGAAACAGCUGAGCAGCGCUUCGAAAUAGAAAUUGUUAACAACAAGACAGACUGCGAAGCGCUGAUGCCACCCAACUCCACUGAGAUUCGAUGGAAGAAUGUGAAAAUUAACUUUGACAACGUUGGGGCAGGAUAUCUGGCUCUUCUGCAAGUUGCCACUUUCAAGGGCUGGAUGGACAUCAUGUAUGCAGCAGUAGAUUCCAGAAAGCAAGAAGAGCAACCCAAGUAUGAGGACAACAUUUACAUGUACAUAUAUUUUGUUAUCUUCAUCAUCUUCGGCUCCUUUUUCACCCUGAACUUGUUCAUUGGUGUCAUCAUUGACAACUUCAAUCAACAAAAGAAAAAGUUUGGAGGUCAAGAUAUUUUCAUGACGGAAGAACAAAAGAAGUACUAUAAUGCCAUGAAAAAACUGGGCUCAAAGAAGCCUCAAAAACCUAUUCCCCGACCUCUGAACCGCAUUCAAGGAGCUGUCUUUGACUUUGUUACUCAGCAAGCAUUUGAUAUAGUCAUCAUGAUGCUCAUUUGCCUCAACAUGGUGACCAUGAUGGUGGAGACAGACACACAAAGCAAGCAGAUGGAGGACAUCCUUUACUGGAUCAACCUGGUGUUUGUCAUCUUCUUCACCUGUGAGUGCGUGCUGAAGAUGUUUGCCUUGCGGCACUAUUAUUUCACCAUCGGGUGGAACAUCUUUGACUUCGUGGUUGUGAUUCUGUCCAUCGUGGGAAUGUUCCUGGCUGAAAUCAUUGAGAAGUAUUUUGUGUCGCCCACUCUCUUCCGAGUCAUCCGACUGGCUCGCAUUGGACGUAUCCUGCGUUUGAUCAAAGGAGCCAAAGGAAUCCGCACCUUGCUUUUUGCCUUAAUGAUGUCCUUGCCUGCCUUGUUCAACAUUGGCCUCUUGCUGUUCUUGGUCAUGUUCAUCUUCUCCAUCUUUGGCAUGUCAAACUUUGCCUACGUCAAGCAUGAGGCUGGCAUAGAUGAUAUGUUCAACUUUGAGACCUUUGGCAACAGCAUGAUCUGCUUGUUCCAGAUCACCACAUCAGCUGGUUGGGAUGGCCUGCUGCUGCCAAUCCUAAACCGGCCUCCAGACUGCGACCUAGACAAGGAGCACCCUGGGAGUGGUUUUAAGGGGGAUUGUGGGAACCCUUCGGUGGGGAUAUUUUUCUUUGUGAGUUAUAUCAUCAUCUCCUUCCUGAUCGUGGUCAACAUGUACAUUGCCAUCAUCCUGGAGAACUUCAGCGUGGCGACAGAGGAGAGUGCAGAUCCACUAAGUGAGGACGACUUUGAGACCUUCUACGAGAUCUGGGAGAAAUUCGACCCUGAUGCCACACAGUUCAUAGAGUACAGCAAGCUCGCAGACUUUGCUGAUGCUUUGGAACAUCCUCUCCGCGUCCCAAAACCCAACACCAUUGAACUCAUUGCCAUGGACCUGCCUAUGGUAAGUGGAGACAGGAUCCACUGUUUAGACAUCCUGUUUGCCUUCACCAAACGUGUCCUGGGGGACAGCGGAGAGCUGGAUAUACUGAGACAACAGAUGGAGGAAAGAUUUGUGGCAUCCAACCCUUCCAAAGUGUCUUAUGAGCCUAUCACAACUACGCUCCGGCGUAAGCAGGAAGAAGUUUCAGCAGUGGUUAUCCAGAGGGCUUACAGGGCUCGUUUAGCAAGACGGGGCUUUAUUAGCCGCAGGCCUGUCUCCACAAAACUGGAAAAUGGAGGAGCAAACAGGGAGAAAAAAGAAGGCACCCCAUCUACGGCGUCUCUCCCGUCAUACGACAGUGUUACCAAACCUGAGAAGGAGAAACAGCAACGGGCGGAGGAAGGAAGACGAGAAAGAGCGAAAAGACAAAAAGACGUCAGGGAAUCCAAGUGUUGAGACAAAAUCGUAGAAUUGU
Messenger RNA from Balearica regulorum gibbericeps (East African grey crowned-crane), 5665 nucleotides. The record is from RefSeq and is a predicted model, not a curated record. Lineage: Eukaryota; Metazoa; Chordata; Aves; Gruiformes; Gruidae.